AUGAAAAGCAUGUUUGAUGUUCGCAAGGAAAAAUUGAAGCAAAAAAUCCAAAGUAAAUACACCGAGUUCAAGCAGCACGAACAUCUUGUUAACCAAGCAGUUGAAGACAAAUGGAUUCAGAUCCUUGAUAACGAAUAUUUAACAGAUACGAAAGAAAAAAUAUAUAAACUUCAAGCCCAUUACCAAUUACAACUUGAUAGAUGUGAUUCUGUUGUCAAAAGGCUUCAGGAUUGGAUUGAAGAAAACGAAGAACAAUAUCAGUUCAACCUUUUAGCAAACAGAAGAACUCUCAAUGACUUACACGAACUAUCUCAAAAGAGACUGAAAACAGAACGUGAACGCUGGGAAUCAAGACUAAAAACGAUUGUUGAUGAUUUUGAAGAUUCCCGUUCUCGCGUUAUCAAGAAUUACCAAGAUCACGUGUCAGAAAUGAGAAAUAUUAAUAGUGCUAUUGGAUUUGAAUAUAAAGAACGCCGAGACGUUUUGGAUAACAAGUUUAGGUUCGAAAAGGAUGCUUUGACAAUGCGCAGUCAAGAAUCUAUUUCAGCUUUAAAUAUGCAUCUUAUGGAACAAAUUACUCAAGUUAAUGAACAAAUGAAACUUGCAAAUAAGGAAUAUAAAGAGAAGAGUGAGAACAAAAUGACACAAUUCCAUCAAUUAUUUGAAGAACACAAGAAGAUGCAGCGUGAAAUGCGUGAAAAUGAGAAAGCCAUUGCAAAGCAUGCGGCUGAUAUCUCUCAUUGGCGCCGUAAAAUUAAAAAUAACAUGACAGAGUCAAAAGAAGAGAAUGAUAGAUUACGUCAAGAAAAAGAAACAUUAUCAUUACACUUCAGAAAACUCAAAGAUGUAAUGGCAAGGUUUAGAGCAACUGAAGCUGCUAAAUUAGCUGAAAUAUCCGUUGCCUUUGAAGAUACAAUCAACGCUUUGCAGAAAAAAUUACAACUUGCCGAUAACAUUCUCAAAUAUUCUGAAAUGACCAGAAAACUUGAAACAGAAAGAGAACAGAUCAUUCCAUUCCCUAAUUCAAUAGCAGAUGAUGAUCCAGAAAUUCAACGCCAAAUGAGAAACUUUAAGCUCCAAUUGAAAGGUGAUAGCAAAUACGUUGAGGAGAGUGAUGUAUUCGACAAAUUCUACAGAAGAUAUAACAAGUGUCUACUUGAUACAUUAUCACUCCAGAGAGAGAAAGCUCAACUCACAGAAGAAAACAAAUAUUAUAAGAAUUUGUUACAGAAAUAUAUGGAGAACUUAGGUGUCAGAGAAGAUGCUGUUAACAAACCAAAUACAAUUGUCAUUGUUAACCAGAACACUAAUGCACCAAAAUCUGGACCUCCAGAAGAUACAAUUCCAACAAGAGAUGUACCUCUUGUUAUCCAGCAAACCAAGCUUCAAGGAUAUUAA
Messenger RNA from Trichomonas vaginalis G3, 1398 nucleotides. RefSeq names its product regulation of cilium movement. Gene Ontology annotation, cellular component: axoneme; axonemal dynein complex. The record is from RefSeq and is a predicted model, not a curated record. NCBI's taxonomy places the organism in Eukaryota, Parabasalia, Trichomonadida, Trichomonadidae. The transcript has a single exon. Gene Ontology annotation, biological process: regulation of cilium movement; axonemal dynein complex assembly; cilium-dependent cell motility. Bases 1 to 1398 code for a protein of 465 amino acids.